UAUCCAAACUUCCCUCUUUUUCUCCGAUCCCAACGCCGGCCUUGGCAUUCUUUCAGUCGUUCGAGAACCCUCGACGGCCAAACCUCAGCGCUUCCAACAAGCUAUCCGCGACUUUCUUCCCCCCAAAACUCGCACUAUAAAAGGGGCAAUACACCUGGGGACAGCUCAUUCAGCUCCAGAUUCUUUAUCCUCCUCCCAGCUACCAGACAUGUCGUUUUACGUCGCUCCCAGCCAGCAGCGCACUCUUCGCGCCUGCAUGGUCUGCUCGCUCGUCCAGCUUCACAACAAAUUCAUGCGUGAAGGCUGUCCCAACUGCGACCACGUGCUUGGCCUCCGCGGCAACAACGACGCCAUCCAAGAGUGCACAUCGCAGGUUUUUGAAGGGAUGGUUACUCUUCGCGAUCCGAAUACAAGCUGGGUAGCUCGCUGGCAACGUCUGGAUAGCUAUGUCCCGGGCACAUAUGCUGUCAAGGUGACUGGAUCGCUCCCCGAUGAUAUCGUCAACAGUCUCGAGGCUUCCGGUGUGAAAUAUAUCCCGAGGGAUGGAAGCAUCGGAGAAGAAGACACUUGAAUUCGCCUAUGGAUUGAAAGAUAUGCCACCUUCGAGCGAUUGAAAUACACAGUAAACUCGCCGUUUUUCAUACCGAAUCGAGAGAAGGGCGUGGGGAUGAUACUAUUCAGAUGCACAAAACCGGAGUUAAAGGUUGGGUCGUACUAUAUUGAUACAAUGUUUUAUUUGGGUACUUGGGGGUGCCUCUCAGUGGAGUUAUUAUGCUAUAUUUUGCCACUUUUUACUCAUAUGUUUUCGGUCGCUGAUAUCGAUGCAACAACUACAUUUCUACAUUGGUGCACUGCCCUUUGC
Molecule: messenger RNA, 862 nt
Organism: Aspergillus wentii DTO 134E9
Lineage: Eukaryota; Fungi; Ascomycota; Eurotiomycetes; Eurotiales; Aspergillaceae
Gene: spt4
Product: transcription elongation factor SPT4
Exons: 4
Coding region: 209-571 (120 amino acids)
Biological process (GO): regulation of transcription elongation by RNA polymerase II; mRNA processing; positive regulation of DNA-templated transcription, elongation
Cellular component (GO): DSIF complex; nucleus
Molecular function (GO): zinc ion binding; RNA polymerase II complex binding
Source: RefSeq, a predicted model, not a curated record